GGUGUCUUUUGACACCGCUUGGCAGAAAUAAUGUUAAUUCCAAUUUCUUCCAAUCAAGCUAAUUGAAUAAUUCUACUCGUUAAUUAGUCAAAUCCGAAUUGGGAAUCAAUCGUUAAUUGCUAAUUGGUGUUCAAUUGAAUUAAAGAUUUAAUUAUUUGUCUGCAACCCUGAUUACAUAACGUAGUUGUAUUUAUCGCAUCUGUAAUUCGACUCUACACUUUUUUGCAAGCCGACGGUUGCAUAAUUCCUACGUAAUCGCUUAUCGUAAUCAACUUUUACGCAAGUCUGUAGGCUCUUACAAUGUAUCUGUAACAGCGUACAGUGUAAAUUAAUAUGGUAAGAAGGCGAUAGGCGACGGGCAUCGUACGAACAUGGUAAAUGCCAGCUCGGAAGUGGAAACAACAUUGUAACGAAAACGAGCGACCCGAUAACGACGGCAACGUCUAAUAAUAAUACUGGAUAAACGUCUCGAGACUUGCUGUGUUUCGGAAACGUUUCGUACAGUACAGCUUUGGAUGGAAAAGAAGCUGGUCGAUUCUCGCGACGAUUCGGAAUCUGAUUAAAUAUAAAUAUCGUUAAUAUUCCUGACGCCAGUGUUCGGUCAUUUUCUCCUUAUUUCUUUCCACAAGUCGGAAGCAAAACUAUGUUUUCGUGUUAAUAUUUGAUGCAAGAUAAUUUUAUCAAGAAUGUUCCAUGCAUCAAUUGAACGGCAAUAAUCUUGCCUUUCGUAGACUAUCGUUUAUUGAUGUGCAUUGCAUUUUCGAAUGAGACUGAUAAUUACUUAAAGAAUGGUUUGUUUAUUUGAAAUAUUAUUACGCAAAACGGAUUGUUUCUAGAAAUAUCUGACAUCGUUAUAAAAGGAUAGUUUGAUCUGCUUCCCGUUUAUAACACUAUUUCUUUUUCAUACUUGAUACAAGUUUAUAGUAAUGAAAUGAGAAUAAAAUAAAUUUGUUGAUAAGAAAAGAUUUUUCAAAUUUCUUUAUUUUUAUCAAAAAUAGUUUCCAUUCAAUUUGCAGCAUCGGGCAGUGAUUCAUUUCAAGUCAUUCAUGACCUUUCGAUGCUUCAGUGAUCCUCAUUCUCAGAUCUCAAAUGUUGCCAGCAACGGAUGAUAAGGAGAAAACUAUGGAGACAGCAAACCUCCGGUUUCUACGAAUCGCGUUUAUCCCGCUGACGUUGAUCUCGACCCUAUAAAAAGAGGAUCUCAUUAUAUCGACUCUUAUCGACUUAUUCCCGCAUCUUGCGUACGAUGUGGAAAUUCGUGCAGAAUCGUUGAAUCUUUCCUUCUUACAACUUCAUUAAAUUUAUGAAGAAGUGGGGAUUGAGGUGAAUUGAAUUAAAAGUGUUGUGAUACGAGUGAAAGUAUCACUUUGGUGAAACCGAUUAAGAAAUACACUGUUUUCAAAUCGAUCUUUAUUUUAGUUAACUUAAUCAUUCUAUGAUUUGUUGAAUAGUAGAAGUUAAACCGUAUCAUUUGUUGAGAAGCGUCUGACUUACGUCUUGGAUCUUUUCUAAACUUUAUUUCAGACAUGCCCGGCACGUCGAAGAAACCAAGUGUUCUUAUCGGAGUAAUUGACAUUAGUACGCGAAACGUUCGUUUUGCAGUGUUCAGCGCGCAACACGUAGCCGAAGUAGCGUCACAUCAAAUCGAUGUGGAACAAUUAAGUCCACAGGAGGGAUGGGUGGAACAGGAUCCGAAGGAAAUCCUGUUCGCGGUGAAGGCUUGCAUCAAGGCUGUUGUCUCAAAAAUAGAUGUUCAGGACAUAAUAACAAUUGGUAUCACAAAUCAAAGAGAAACAACCAUUGCAUGGGAUGCAACGACGGGUGAACCAUUAUACAACGCGAUAGUGUGGUCCGAUAUACGAACGAACUUACUCGUUGAUCAGGUAGUAGCCAAAUUUCCGGAUCAAAAUAAGAAUCAUAUUAAACCGAUAUGCGGGUUACCGGUGAGCCCAUAUUUCGCGGCGCUCAAGAUUCGUUGGUUAAAGGAUAAUGUACCCGUGGUGAAAAGAGCAAUACGGGACAAGCGUUGCAAAGUGGGCACGGUGGAUACUUGGAUCGUCUGGAACUUAACAGGAGGCAAAGACGGCGGAUUAUAUAUCACAGAUGUAACGAAUGCGUCCAGGACCAUGCUAAUGAAUCUAGAGACAUUGUCGUGGGAUCCUGCAUUGUGCAGAUAUUUCGACAUUUCUAUGGAAAUGCUGCCAGAGAUCAAGAGUAGUUCAGAAGUUUAUGGAAAGAUCGUAAUUGGACCGUUAAAGGGUAUCCCUAUAUCCGCUAUUUUAGGUAAUCAGCAAUCUGCGUUAGUCGGACAGAAUUGUUUGAAAAAGGGACAAGCAAAAAAUACAUAUAGGAGUGGAUGCUUCUUGCUGUGUAAUACAGGGACAACGCGGGUGGAUUCUGCUCACGGAUUAGUCACAACAGUGGCAUAUCAAUUGGGUCCAAAGAGUCCAGCAGUUUAUGCGCUGGAGGGUUCGGUUGCGGUAGCGGGUGCUGCAAUUAAAUGGUUACGAGAUAAUCUGAAGCUUAUAAGUGACGUUCAUGAGAGUGAAAAAUUGGCAGAAACCGUUUUCAGUACUGGCGACGUGUAUUUCGUGCCAGCUUUCACAGGAUUGUAUGCUCCAUAUUGGAGAAAAGAUGCAAGAGGAGUUAUUUGUGGUCUUACUGCGUACACAACGAAGCAACAUAUAGUACGAGCGUCGUUAGAAGCUGUUUGUUUUCAAACGAGAGAUAUUCUAGAAGCUAUGAAUAAAGACUGUGGUUACCCAUUGACCAAGUUUAAUGCGGAUGGGAUAAUGUCAACCAAUAAUGUCCUCAUGCAGUUGCAAGCCGAUCUUUGCGGCACGCCAGUAUUUAGAUCAGUUAUGCCGGACAUCACGGCCUUAGGCGUUGCGAUGGCUGCGGGUCACGCGGAUGGUAUAAAUGUUUGGCAAUUAGAAGGUGAAGAAGUAGAGACGGUACCAUUCGAUACAUUUUUGCCAACAACAACGACAGAAGAGAGAGAUGCUAGGUAUAAAAAGUGGAAAAUGGCUGUUGAGAGAAGUUUGGGUUGGGCGGAAGCAAAAAGAUCUGAACAAAUGACAGAUGAAAGAUAUUACGUACUGGCGUCGAUUCCGGGAAGUUGGUUCUUGAUGGCAAGCUUUCUUUUGUUACGAUUAAGUAAUUAUAUGGUGAGCCGGUGACAUCACUUUGAUCGUAAUGAAUCGAUUAGAUAUUUCAAAUAGUAACAAGAAAUACAAACAGUAGAAUCAAUAUCAAGUCUUGAUUACUAAUAGUCAAAAUAAAUUGCAAAACAAAAAAUAGUAUAAGAAAUUGCUUUGACUCACUAGAGCAUAGUUAAAACUUUCGAACUUGCCAAACGAAGUUACUUAAUAUAUAUAGUUAAUUAAUCGAAGCGCGACAAAGGCAAAGAGAAUAAUGUAUUUCGCGAUGGUGUAUUUUAAACGAUAAGAUACUAGAAAACAAUGCACAGAUACAACUUACAAUGUUCAAACAGUUAUCGCUGCCCUUUAUCAAUCAUUGAUAUAAGAUAACAUCAGUCAAUGAUAUAAGAUGCUAUUUCGUGGAUGUUAAGAUUCACAGACACAGAAUUUUAUAGUCAUAUAUAUAUAUACAGAAUAUAUAUAUACUAUAUGUAUAUAUGUAUAUCUUAGAGUUACAAGCGUAUGUAAUAAUUUGUGAUUUUACAAUUAAUUAAUACAAAUCUUCGUAAUUUAAUUUAGUUUUGUCGCCUUCUUUUGUAUGUAUGUUUAAUUUACUUGUUACAUU
Molecule: messenger RNA, 3765 nt
Organism: Ceratina calcarata
Lineage: Eukaryota; Metazoa; Arthropoda; Insecta; Hymenoptera; Apidae
Product: Glycerol kinase 2
Exons: 11
Coding region: 1527-3179 (550 amino acids)
Biological process (GO): triglyceride metabolic process; glycerol-3-phosphate biosynthetic process; phosphorylation
Cellular component (GO): mitochondrion
Molecular function (GO): glycerol kinase activity
Source: RefSeq, a predicted model, not a curated record